UGCCGCCGCCGAACGGAUGAAUGGAGGCGGCGGGGCGCGCGCGCGGGCGCGUGCCUGUGGGGCGGGAUGGGGCCCGGCGACGGCGGGCUUGCUGCGCGGUGGUGCGGGCUCUGGCGGCGGGCGGCGGGCCCGGAGGAGCAGCGGCUGCUGGAGCUCCUCUCCUACGGGCUGGUGGGGCUGGGCGCCGGCUCCGCGCUGCUGCUCUCCUUCAUCCCCAUGCCCUACGGCCGGUACUCGUCGCGGCGCUUCGGCUGGCUGCUGCCCGCCCGGCCGGCAUGGGCGCUGCAGGAGCUGCCUUCUCUCCUCGUCCCGCUGGGGCUGGCCGCCUGCGGCGGGACGGCCGCCGCCGCCUGGCCCAACCGCCUGCUGCUGGGCUGCUUCGUCCUGCACUACGCGCACAGGGCACUCAUAUUUCCCCUUCUCAUCCGUGAAGGAAAACCAACACCCUUUUUCACUUUUGUGCUAGCACUUCUGUUCUGUAUUUACAAUGGAUACUUGCAAGGCCGAAGCUUAAGCAACUAUACAAAAUAUCCUUCAGGCUGGUUAAAAGGUCCAUGUUUCAUCACAGGUUUUAUAGGGUGGUUGACUGGCAUGGCAAUCAAUAUUCAUUCUGAUCAUAUUCUCAGAAAUCUGAGAAAACCAGGGGAAACUGGUUACAAGAUACCAAGAGGAGGAAUGUUUGAGUAUGUCAGUGGAGCCAACUUUUUUGGAGAGAUCCUGGAAUGGUUUGGGUUCGCCCUUGCCUGCUGCACCAUUGAAAGCCUUGCAUUUGCAUUGUGUACACUUUUCAUCUUGGGUUCAAGGGCAAAACAACACCACCAGUGGUACCUUGAGAAAUUUGAAGACUACCCAAAGUCCCGAAAAAUUGUGAUCCCAUUUGUGUACUGAGCUGUGCUUUUAACACUGUUUUUGAAAUGGAUGCUUUUUGUAGCAGCUAACACUUUACAGGUAUUGGCAGGUUAACAACAUACUCUGAUCAUCGCUGUGACAAAGCCUUUGCAUUGGUGCUGCUAUAAAUUACUACUUUUCCUCUUCACAAAGUCCCGGAAUCUGAUGGACAUGGAGAAUAGGAACAAAACUGCUUUUCCAACAGUGGAGCACCUUCAUAAAUACCUUAGCCAAUGUGUCUGAAUUCACAUCAUAGAAAGUACUGUACAGGACUUCUGGUGCUUCCGUCUCUGCUUAUACAGCCUUCCGCUGUUUCCAUCUGAUCUAGCCACACUGUCCUGAGGAUUGUGCCGUGAGCCCAGUCACCCUCACUACAAUCUGGAUGGUGUGUUCUGUCUGUUAUUUACUUGCAUGCACAAAUGGGUUUUUUUCUUUCCUUUGCCUUCCUAAUCCUUUCUUCUCCCAUCUGCAUUUCCAGGAGAACUGAUGAUGCAGCCCAAGGACAGUACAUGAAUAUAGUUGCUGUUAGGUGAGGGACAGUGUUCUUUCCUCCUUUUUGCACUCUUACACAGGUAUGGACACUGUGUAGAUUAUACUUAAUGCCAUUUACAUAAAUAGUUGCAGUGCUGCCUUUCCCAAAGAAUAUAUUAAGAUGGUUAUCUACCUCUCAAAUUUGGUAACUAUCUCAAUACUCAAACAUUUUCUCACUCAGCACUAUUUUUGGAAGGCAUUGUUUAUUUGGGAUACUUAGGCCAGUCUAGCACUGUUAGCAAUUCUGUAAUGUUUUCUAACUUACUUUAUAAAAAAAGUUAAUAGUUUUACAAAAUUCUCCUACUAUGCUGUUUAAAAAAAUCAAAUGUCUUCCUUCUCCUGUUAAUAAUGGUCUAGAUUAUUUUAUAUUCUAAAACUCUGGGAACUUUUAGUGCUACUUGUUUUAUUAAUGUCAGUUCUCAUUCCCCUAUAUUUUUCUCCCAAAGGACUCCAGAAGGGUUUCAAAAACAUGAUGGGAUCCCAAGCGUACCAACUUUAGAGUUUCAGGCACAUCUAUGUCCUUUGUAUGCUUGUGAUAAGAAUUUUUUUUAAAUUGCUGGGGGAAAAAACCAAACCCUAAGAAAUUUUACAGAAAACUUAAAAAACCCAAAACCACAAACAAAAAAACACCAAGCCAACAACCAAAGAACAAUAAUUUUUGAAAAACAACCAACCAAAUAAAGAAAACGAAAAAAAACUCCACACAAAACAAAAAAAUUCUGCUGCUAAUAUACUCUGGAAAUCAAUGGAAAUCAAACUUUUGCCUAGUGUCAUCUUAUCUGUUUACACUGUAAAUGUUGGGUUAUGUUCUUCAAAACAAAUUGGUAAUGUAAUUUUGCCAGAUGCUGAAUUUUUCCAGUAUGGUAUUGUAGUAAGCUUUGUCUAAAGCUCAAAAUUCUGUCUUUGCUGCUGAGUUACACUGCUGUAGUAAUCAAAGUAACAUAUCUGAUUAACUAUACCUUUAAAAUUUUAAAUAUUAGUUUUAAAAAAGUACGUUCAAGGAAUGGGAAGCGAAAAAGGACUUUGUGACCCAAGCUUCUGCUUAACAGUUGUUUCUUCCUCUUUCUUCCUCUUUUACCUCCUGCCAUAUUUAUACAGUACUUACUGCACUGAAGUCUUGGCUAUCGUUAAGGAUUUAUUCGGUGGUGUAAAUAAGUGUAACAAAAAAUUCUAUUGUUAUUGACUGAAAUAGUUGAAGGAGGAGAGAGAAACUGGCAGUCCUGCAGUGAUAAGCUACCUACAGCUAAGUCCUUGGACUGCCUGUUGCUCCCCAUAAUGUUGACUCGAAUGACCAGUCCUGCUUUCAGCCAGUAUCCAAAAAAACCAGCUUUAGGAGAACAUAGGAUUAUCCAUUGCUUUGACACUAGUGUCAUUACUUGAAUCUGAAAUUGUUUAAUAAUUUCUUUAGUAUUUGUCUUAUCACAGUAUAACUUGGUAUCUUGGUAUCUAAAUCAUGCAGCCAUCAAAAUCUGCUUUAGGGGGAAAAAAACUCAGGGUUCAAAAAGCACUAUCUACUCUAGGUGUUUAAAUACUUGCAUAGUUUAUGGUGAAUUAAUAUCUUACAUAUUUAGGGAUAUUUGUUAAAAAAAAAAAUCAGCUUAUUGCUUUCUACAACUACCUCAAAGGAGGUUGUAGCGAGGUGGGUGUUGGUCUCUUCUCCCAGGUAACAAGUGAUAGGAUGAAAGGAAAUGGCCUCAAGUUGCACCAGGGGGGUUUAGAUUGGAGAUUAGGAAAAAUUUCUUCACCAAAAGGGUUGUCAGGCACUGGAACAGGCUGCCCAGGGAGGUGGUUGGGUCACCAUCCCUGGAGGUAUUUAAAGGCCUUUAGAUGUGGUGCUUGAGGAUAUGGUUUAGCGGUGGACUUGGCGGUGUUAAGUUUACAGUUGGACUUGAUCUUAAAGGUCUUUCCAACCUAAAUGAUUCUAUGAUUAUUUCUUUUCAAGGCCAAGGUACAUUGGUGAAAAGCAUAUGAUCAACUUGGUUGAAUGCCAGAACUGCCUUUUGUUUAAACAAUAUUCCAUUUAUUUGUCACACUUCACUUGUGCUCCCUUCCCCUUUCUGCAGCUUUGCCAGAAUUUUUU
This is a messenger RNA of Phalacrocorax carbo (great cormorant), 3499 nucleotides long. The record is from RefSeq and is a predicted model, not a curated record. NCBI's taxonomy places the organism in Eukaryota, Metazoa, Chordata, Aves, Suliformes, Phalacrocoracidae.